Paramecium pentaurelia is the source of this 2157-nucleotide messenger RNA. The record is from the annotation of a GenBank genome assembly. Lineage: Eukaryota; Ciliophora; Oligohymenophorea; Peniculida; Parameciidae.
AUGUUCCUAUUUUUAUUAUUAUAUUUGAUAGAGAGUAGGCAAAUUGAGAGCUGCAAACAAAAUAUGGAUUCCUUUCAGAUUAAAGGUUUGAAAAUGCACCUUCAUAAGUGUAGGGAUACAUUUUUGUGUUAGUGACCAUCAUUAAGCUAAGGAGGCUCGAAAUUAGGUUUUGUAGGAUUCUGUGAGCUAGAAUAAGGUUAAAGCAAUUGUACAAGAGAUUGAAGGUUUAGAGAAUCAAAAUCCGUUUUGGUAUUCAGAUCUAGCUAUAUAUUUGAACAUUGAUGAAAUUCAUAUAACAGGGGGUUUAAUUGAUCAUUCUUAGAAUGUAUAAUAGAUGUAUAAAUUUUAUAGGUUAGUAUUAUGAAUCAAUAAAUACGAAUUACUAAACAUGUAUAUUUUAAAAAUCUAAUAAACAAAGAACUUAUGAUAACUAAUAUAUUCACUUCAUCUCCUCUUUUAAAAGUUGAUUUUGAAAAACUAGUUUUACCAUCUAAUUAAACCACUAUAAAAACUAGAGUUUGUACUUUGAUUUAUGAGUAAACAAUCUCUGAAAUUCGAUCAAAAACAUUUGAAAUAUGGUUGGCAGUAGAAAUAGCUUAUUUUUUAAGAGUUCCAAUUAAGUUAAUUAUUUAUGAUAAACAUCUUAUGUGUUAAACUAAAUAAUUAGGAUAGUGUAGUAUAUAAGGAUAACACUCAAUAAUAGAAUUCAAUAAUCUAGGCAUUUAUUAAUAAUAUACAAAAAUAUUCUCUUUUUAUAAUCCAAACCCAGUUAGAAUUGAUGUUUCUUAUAAAUAGAAUGAAAAGAAAAGAAAUCAAAUAAGAGUUUUAUUGUCUAAUAAAAAUGAUAUUAAAUCAGCUUCAAAACGUAAAUUUUCUUUUGAAAUUUAACCUUUUACAAGAAUAGAAUUAAAAAUAAUUAUUAAUACAAAUUAUUAUUAAACAAUGGCCAAUAGCAAAUUAACUUUUAGAACUUAAUAUGAAAUCAUAGAAUUAAAUGUAAAUUAUUCAGUACAAAAAGGAUCUGUGAAUUAUUAUCCAUCUGUACUUACUUUAGAUCCAGGAAUAACUACAAAAGUAUAAUCAUUUGAUAUCUAUGUAAGAAAUACAUUUAAUUAACAAAUACAAUUAUUAUAAGUUGAAAAUCAAUAAAUAAAACAUUAGAAUAUAUCUUUACUUACUAUGACAACUAAUAUUCCUACUAAUUCUAGAUCUGACAUUCUUCAUGUCGAUUAUAUGGGUAAAUAAAAUUUCUAUUAUGAUUCUAAAUACCAUAAAUAAUAAGCAAAAGAAUUAUUGAAUUCAUUUGGACGAAAUAAAAUAAAGAUUUAAACUGAUGUUUUAUAAGAUUCUGAAAUUUUAAUUAAUUAUAGAUCAAAUUAAAAAUUUAAUGAAUAAAUCUUAAAGAAGAUUAUUAAAUAAGAUCCAAAAAUACUUAUCUCAUAAUAAACAGUAGUUAUAUCACAAUAACCAAAUAUUUUCAUUAUAAUUAUCUCAAUCCUCAAUAUGUUAUACAUAGCCAGUUUGCUAAGAAACAAUGUAAAAAAAUCUAAGGAACUUAAGAUUUCUAUUGAAGGAAAUCUAUUGUAAGAAUAAAUUGAUUUUUAAUCAAUUUUUAAAAUACAGGAUUCUAUUUAAUUGUAAAGUAAAUCUGAAACAAAUGAUGUUGUUUCUGAUAAAGCAGAUGACAUUUAGGAUAUGAUAAUAUCAGAAGAUAUUAUAAGUAAAGAUAAUAAUACUAUUAUUUAAACUAAUUUAUAAUCUCAGAUUGAUGAGAGUUCAUCUCAUUUUAGUCAAGGGGAGAGUUUAGAUGAAGAUUAAAUUUCAGAGUAUUAAGAGAAAGUAGUUGAAUAGAGAAAAGUUUCAAAUCAAAAGAAUUUUAAUUUAUUUUAGAGAGUUGAAUUUACUAUACCAACAUAAAUUACUAUGAAUACUCAAUCCUCUUAGGAAUGUUGGGACACUAAGGAUCCAAUAUUUUUACCAUAAGAUUCUGAUGAAGAAAUGGUAGAUAAAAAUAGUGUUCAAAGAUUGGAAUCUAUGUUGAAUUAGAUUCAUCACAAAUUACCUCAAUUUGAGUAAAGUACACUUAAAUUGCCGUUAAAGUGGAAUGAAAAUAAUUCAAUAAAUCCAUACUUUCCAAAACCUCCUCCAGGAAUUUGA